Messenger RNA from Mollisia scopiformis, 1038 nucleotides. RefSeq lists its product as uncharacterized. Lineage: Eukaryota; Fungi; Ascomycota; Leotiomycetes; Helotiales; Mollisiaceae. The coding region runs from base 1 to 1038 and encodes 345 amino acids. The transcript is spliced from 5 exons. The record is from RefSeq and is a predicted model, not a curated record.
AUGCUUCCCAACAUUCUCGAAAGCACCUACAAGAGGUACAAGUAUGAUACAUCCACCUUCAUCAAGUGGCUAUUCAAGAGUGGACAAGCAUGCGGAUACGCCUCAAAGACGCCAGCUGCUGGGCUUGAGACCCAAGACGAGAAUGUACCGGCCAAGGUACCUCGUUUGAAAGGGAAAGCACGAAUGCAAGCAAAGAAGACACCUAGUGCUGCACCUUCAACUAAGUCAAAGGAUACUCACCCAGAGCAGAAGCUGGUGGAUUUGAAGGAACUUCUUCCUCUCGUCAAAGCCAUUACAAAGCAAGCAAAUAAAGGCCACAACUACUUCAUCUCGUUGAUGGAAGAGGUCAUCAUGGCCCUUCAACCAUGUUUCGCAGUUCGUACCGCUGCAGCUGCAGUCGAACAGGAUGUCGUGCCGUCGAGAAGUAUCGAGGAUCUGGAAAAUCGCUUUGCAAGUCUAGAAAUUGAAGAGCCUCUUGAGAAUACUGGAGCAGAAGAAUCUAAUGAUUCCAAUGUGUCUGUUGGACCAGUCUAUGAUAUUGAGCCACCUAAGACCGAGAAACAAAUCGAGGAAGAAAAUCUAUUUGCUUUGUUCUGUCUUUUCGACGAUCUCCAGCGUCUGCGCUCUUUCAUACAGAAGCUGUGGGCUUCAAUGCCGGCAAGAUCAAUCUCAUCACUGCCUCUGUCACAACCAAUGCAGCUUUCCAGCUGGCAAUUCGCACGCAGGACGAGAUUCUUGUGGCAUAUCCUGAAUAUCCCGUGCUCACAGAUUCAAGGCAUCCUCGCAGCGGUGAUGAAUGCAUACGCCGUAAACUCCCAUCAAGACCUCGAGCUCGAGAUAGACGAUUCUGUAAUUCACUGGAUGUUUGCCCCAGCCCACAAUAUUCUUGACAGUUUCUGCGCCAUCUUGCAACCAAAGGAAGUUCCUCUGAUCAAGAGAGGCAAUUCUGGAGUCUAUGAUCCUAGAGCAAAUAUACAGCGACAGCGGGAAGACAUGGUACUGCUUCUCGAAAUACUCCCCGAGUUCGCAUUCAUUUAA